CAGUGGCAGCGCGCGCUGUAUCCAAGCAUGGCGGUGUUUUGGCUAAUUAUUUUGACAUAUUUAGAAACUUCGUUGUGCUUUGAAGACACAAAUACCACAGGAGCAAUAAAUAUAACACUCAGGCACACGAACGACACGUUUACUUAUUGGGAUGAUUCGCUUAAUUUCACGAAACUGGGAGACAGUCCCACUCCGUCUUCUUUCUCAGCUCCAACGGCGCGGACGCCCGAAUCCGUGACAGCAUUCCCGGAUCAGACUGAAACCACGGAGACCUCCAUCCAAGACACGACCACCAAAUCACCGCGAUCCGCCACAGCAGCACAUCCUCUGCCGCUCUCUGGUGUCCUGCCGACUCCUAAAACUGACGUCUUUAAUUUGUGUCCAUGCAACCUGCAAAAUGAGCAGUGUGACAUAAACUGUUGCUGUGAUCCAGACUGCACAGAGGAACUGUCCCUGUUUACUGGCUGCUCAGUAGAGAGAGUCAGUAGUGACCCCAGACUGUGCAACCAGGAAGCAGUAGUAUUUUCCCUUAGCACCACAUCAGAAGGUGUAUCUCGUGUGAAAUCCUCUGUCCAGCGAGACUUCAACCCUGACGUCUUCUGUAUUCAGUCUGCUAACUAUGAGGAAGGCUUGUCAUUUGCAACUCCAAAAAUUCCCACUGAAGAAAAUUUUGACACCCUUUUUGGCCAAUUUAUGGAAUUCUUCUUUGGCCGUUUGUGGGAGAAAAGUGCACUUGAAAGUGCUAAUGUGGAAAGUUCUCCAGGAUACCAGUAUGGAGAUCUCAUUCAAACAGUGAAUGAAGCUACUGAGGAGAAAUUUUUCACUCUUCCUGCCUCUGCGGGGACAGCUCACUGCUUAGAUGCAAACCCUGCAGCUUCCCUAAAGGACCAAACAAGCAGGUGUAUGAGGACUUUUGAUUUGGCACGUGAUUGUGCAACACUAGAGGCUCUGGAUUUGAGGACCUAUAUUAGCCUCAGCAUCCGUUCUGGAAAGAACAAAGAAGCUAAUGUCAUAGGAGUGGAGGUAGCUGCCAUUACCCUGCAGUCUUUGGAGGGCACACAGACGCCAGUAGACCCUGCUGAGAUUGCUGCCUAUGUUCCUGUGCUGCUGGAGUCCGGUGACGUCUGCAAUAACGUUGUACUGCAGGUGCAAUACACAUUCAGGUACAGCAAAGCUGGUGAAAUCCUGAAUGUGACUGCAUCAGUUUUGCUGGGAGCCAUUAUAAGUGCCAGGGUGCCCAUACAACAAGAGUUUCAGAUUUUGUUCUUGCAGGAGAUCACGAACACAGCAGGGUUGCGGUAUAGUGGCAAUCCUGGCUAUGUGGUGGGACUGCCACUUGUGGCAGGAACAAGGACAGCAGAUGGGAUAGUUCAGGCCGCUGACCCAAGUGGAUCUCUCACUAUCGUCCAAAAUGCCGGAGAUCAGGAUUGUUUGCUUGGCUCGUCCCGACGUUCCCCUGUUCUGUUUGGUAUAGACAUGGUAUCGGGUUGCACUCUAAGGCUGUCUGAUGCAGUUAACUGUUCUCUGGUAUCUGAAGUCAUUUUAUGGACCCUGAAAGGCCAGAACUUCCCUGACCAUGUGGCCUCAUUUGGGAAUUCCCUGCCACAGAGCCCUCUGGACUGGGUACCAAUACAGAACCAAACCAUUACAUCGGGUACACAGGCUUGCAGCAUACCACUCUCAUACCAUCUAGAAGUAAAAUGGACCAAGUACGGCGCCUUGCUGAACCCCCAGGCUCAAAUUGUUAGUGUCAUGGAAACAAUCCAUACUAAUACCAGUAGUUUGGCCCUCCUUACCAGUGCUGGUGGUCUUCUGUCUGUCACAAGCUCGGUUAGUUUUGUUGAUGUGUCUGCAUCUGCCAGUCCAGGAUUCAAAGUUCCUCCCACAAUUGAUGCCAAACUACCCUUUGACUUCUUCUUUCCAUUUGUAUAAUAUAUGGGAUAAUAUAUUGAACAUGUAGACAUUUGUUAAUGGUAUAGUUCAACCCAAAAUGAAAAUUCUCUCAUCAUUUACUCACUCUCAUGCCAUCCCAGAUGUGUAUGAAUUUCUUUCUUCUGCAGAACACAAAUUAAGAUUUUUAGAAUAAUAUUUCAGCCCUGUAGGUCCAUACAAUGUGAAUACAAGUGUAUGGGUGCCAAAAUUUGGACGCUCCAAAAAUCACAAAGGCAGUAUAAAAGUAAUCCAUUUGACUCCAGUGGUUAAAUCCAUAUCUUCUGAAGUGAUGUGAUAGGUGUGGGUGAGAAAUAGAUCAAUAUUUAAGUUAAUUUUUGCUAGACAUUCUGAGGCAUAUGCAUGAAGAAUGUGAAAGUUAAAGUGGAGACUGAGCAGGGAGGAGACUUUAUAGUAAAAAUGGAUUUAAAUAUUGAUCUGUUUCUAACCCACAUCUUUCAAAUCGCUUUUGGAGACAUUGUUUUAAAGGAAUAUUCUGGGUUUGUGGUAUAAUAUUGAUUACCACAAAAAGUAAUUUUGACUCAUCCCUCCUUUUCUUUAAAAAAAGCACAAAUCUGUGUCACAGUGAGGCACUUUUAACAUUAAAAUACUGUUUCAAAAGUAUAGCCACAAGACAUAAACAAUAUACAUGUAUACAUGAUUUUAGUGUGAUAAAAUCGCUUACAAACCUUUUCUGUGUAAAUUUAUAGCCAAUUUUACAACGUUGUUACUAUGAUGAUGUCAACAAACCCUAAAGCCCUAAAAUGACUGUAAAAUUAAGAUUUAAACAACUUUACAGCUCAAAUACUAAACACGUUUUAACAGAAGAAUGAAUGUUAGUGCUUUUAUAAAAUGUUAAGCUUCACAUUUCGGUUUAAACCCUCCAAAAAUUGGCCACAUUCGCUUUCAUUGUCCACAUUUACUUCCAAUGUAAGUGCUUCACUGUAACCUUGAUUUUUUUUUAAGAAAAGGAGGGGAUGAGUCAAAAUUAUUUUUUGUGGCCACAAAUGCUGUCAAUUGAGCUAAACUUGUAUUGAACCCAGAACAUUCCUUUAAUUGAUUUUUGGAGCUUCAAAAUUUUGGCACCCAUUCACUUGCAUUGUAUGGACCAAAAGAGCUGAAAAAUUCUUCUAAAAAUCGUAAUUUGUGUUCUGCUGAAGAAAGUAUCAUAUCUGGGAUGAGGGUGAAUAAAUGAUCAGAGAAUUUUCAUUUUUGGGUGAACUUUUCCUUUAAGAUAUUGUCAAGAAAACCAUUUCAGUAUCUCUUUUGCACUACUGACAAUGACACACACAUCCUCAAAUAUCAGGCUAUUGCUGCUUUUUCAAGAAGUGAUACUUUUUUAUUUUUAUAUUUAUGAUUCUGUGUUGAUAGCAUGAUUUCAUUUUAUGCAUAUAGUAUUUAUUGUCUAUUAGUAUUGUAUAUAAUGCACUCACAUUUUUAAAAUAAAGAAUACUUUCAUCCUA
Myxocyprinus asiaticus (Chinese sucker) is the source of this 3392-nucleotide messenger RNA. RefSeq names its product tectonic family member 1 (gene tctn1). Gene Ontology annotation, cellular component: MKS complex. The transcript is spliced from 14 exons. NCBI's taxonomy places the organism in Eukaryota, Metazoa, Chordata, Actinopteri, Cypriniformes, Catostomidae. The record is from RefSeq and is a predicted model, not a curated record. Bases 28 to 1932 code for a protein of 634 amino acids. Gene Ontology annotation, biological process: protein localization to ciliary transition zone; cilium assembly.